AUGGCAUUUGCUGAUCAAGUCACAAUGCUUCCCCUACGCGUCUUGUUUGGAGUCACGUUGGCUUUGGCCAGCCCUGAUUGUGAAGUGGGUUGGGGAUACGAAGGACGAGGAGAACCAUCGAGUACCAACAUCAAGAGUUUUAAAGAUUGCCAAGCGUCCUGUCAUGAUCAUGAUCAAUGUGCUCAUUUCACCUAUGACUAUGAGACACAAGAAUGCUGGUUGCUGGGCAAAGAGGCAAAACUUUCAUCAGAGGUCAGCAGUAUCUCUGGAGCAAUGCAGUGCCAACUGCCCAAGUACGACCGUGUGACGGAGACAGAGGAGCAAAGGAACAAGCGCAUCCAUCGGAUGGUGGCCUCGAUGGCUGGCAACGUGGCAAAGAGGAGCAAAGACAAAGUGGUGAUUGGCGUCGCCAAACACAUGGAAUACGCUGCACGGGAUGGCUAUUUGGCUCAGGAGAAAUAUAACAACCUUGUGGUGGUCCUCAAUGCCGCUAUCGCAGACAUGGACAGUGAGAGUAUUGGAAAAGCGACUUCGUCUGGUCAUCAGGUCCUAACACGAGAUGAUUUGAAUUGGCUCUUGGGUCACAUGGAGGGCAUCAAGGGUCCACCACCUCGUCCUGACGAGAUGCAUACUCCGGACACUGACACUGACUCAAAGUCUGCCUCAGGAACAGGAGGUCUGCACAGUGCUGGCGAGCCGUGGACCAACGCCGAGGUGAAGUACUGCUAUGACAAGUACAUAUCUCUCAGUGCAAAAAAUGCCGUGGACUGCGCUAUAGGAAAGAUUCGAGAAGAACUCCCGGGCAUUCACUUUACAAAUGUUGGCUACAAAGGUCGUGGUGCUUGCAACACUCAUCCCGCCAUUUUCAUUCAGUCCAGGGAUUCCGGCUGUUGGUCAAACAUUGGCAUGCAAACUUCUGAGCUGAUGACAAUGAUGGGUUUGACAGGGAAUCAGAAGCUGAACCUGCAAGUCCCGGGUUGCAACGAUUGUGGCACUGCGAUUCACGAGAUGCUUCACAGCAUGGGCAUGGCUCCUGAGCUCACCCGACCAGAUCGCGGGAGCUUCGUGGAGAUCCAGUGGGCCAAUGUGAAGAGUUCGGAAUUUUCGCAGUUUACCAAGAAUCCACAUGCCGACACCAGCCUUGACUAUGAUAUUAUGUCAAUCAUGCACUUUGGAAAGUUUGCCUUUAGUGCCACGGGCAAAGAAACCAUUGUGGUGAAAGAUGCCGGCUAUCACCUCUACACCAGCAAUCCGGAUGAAUAUCAUUUAUAUGUCAUUGGCCAACGAAACAUGAUGACCAAAAAUGAUGUCCUUCAACUGGCGAAGAUGUACGGUUGCACCAGCAAGACCAGCUGUGGCAUCAGAUCCACUGAGCCACCAACCACCGAAGAGAGAGUUGCUAAGCUGUGCGUUGCAAGAUGAAAGCCAUGAUCCUGGGCAUGUGCAUUUUGUCCCACAAAACACAGUGUUUUUUGAUGUUUGGACACGUGGUGGGCGUUGGCACGGGCAAGAGUGAGCAGCAAUGCCAGCCGCUUCAGGGCGAGGUGUAUUAUCAAGAAGGCUUCUUUAACAUGGCUGGAAAUCAAAGUGCAGUCUAUGUGAUUUGUGGUGCUGUUGCUGUGCUUGUGAUCACCGUUGCGCUGGUUUGUUGCUUCUGCAACCGCAGUCAGAAGAAGAGUGAGGAAACAAGGCCAAUGUUGGGAGGGCCGUGAGCUCCAACCUACACCGCAUGAGCGUUAGAAGUGAUCGAGAUGUCGUCGUUUCGCAUGACGUGCAGAGACGUUCAGGAGAAUACCUGGUAUGCGAGCGAUAAGUGUUUCACCCAUUUUUGCUUAGAAAGAUGUCUGGAAUCAGGAAGACUUGUUUGCCCUGCCGAACAAAAAGAAAUUGCU
Cladocopium goreaui is the source of this 1892-nucleotide messenger RNA. The record is from the annotation of a GenBank genome assembly. Lineage: Eukaryota; Dinophyceae; Suessiales; Symbiodiniaceae.